Centrocercus urophasianus (Greater sage-grouse) is the source of this 1016-nucleotide messenger RNA. It is a transcript of the gene HEXIM1, whose product is annotated as HEXIM P-TEFb complex subunit 1. The record is from RefSeq and is a predicted model, not a curated record. NCBI's taxonomy places the organism in Eukaryota, Metazoa, Chordata, Aves, Galliformes, Phasianidae. The transcript has a single exon. Gene Ontology annotation, cellular component: nucleus; nucleoplasm; cytoplasm. Gene Ontology annotation, molecular function: cyclin-dependent protein serine/threonine kinase inhibitor activity; 7SK snRNA binding. The coding region runs from base 1 to 846 and encodes 281 amino acids. Gene Ontology annotation, biological process: negative regulation of transcription by RNA polymerase II; negative regulation of cyclin-dependent protein serine/threonine kinase activity.
AUGGCCGACGCCGAGCGCGCCCCGGAGGCGGCGCCCGCGGACCCCGAACGGGGCGAAGCGCAGACCGACGGGGAGAGCGGGCGGCUGCCGCCCCCCGAGGAGGCGGCGGCGGCGGCGGCGGCGGAGGGCGCGGGGGACCACGAGGCGCGGCCGUCGGAGGGCGGCGCGGCGCAGCCCGGGCUGAGGCCGCGGUACCGCGCGGCCGUGGGGCGCGCCCAGGAGUGGCCCGCGAAGAAGAAGCACCGCCGUCGGCCGUCGAAGAACAAACGGCGCUGGAAGCCCUACUCGAAGCUGAGCUGGGAGGAGAAGCAGCAGUUCGACGAGCGGCAGAGUCUUCGCGCCUCGCGGCUCCGCGCGGAGAUGUUCGCCAAGGGGCAGCCCGUGGCCCCCUACAACACCACGCAGUUCCUGAUGGAGGACCACGACCAGGAGGAGCCCGACCUGAAAACCGGGUUGUACCCGCGGCGCUCCGCCGCCAAAUCGGACGAUACGAGCGAGGAGGACUUCCUGGAGGAGGCGGCCGAGGAGGACGGCGGCAGCGAUGGGAUGGGGGGGGACGGCAGCGAGUUCCUGCAGAGGGACUUCUCGGAGACGUACGAGCGGUACCACGUGGAGAGCCUGCAGAACAUGAGCAAGCAGGAGCUGGUGAAGGAGUACCUGGAGCUGGAGAAGUGCCUCUCCCGCAUGGAGGACGAGAACAACCGCCUGAGGAUGGAGAGCAAGAAGCACGGCGAGGCGGUGGAGGCGGCGCGGCUGCUGGAGCUGGAGGUGGACCGACUGCGGGCGGAGAACCUGCAGCUGCUGCGGGAGAGGGACGUGAGAGCGGCGGAGGCGGCUCCGGAGUGAGCGACCCUCGGAGCGGAGCUGCGGGACGCGGCGCUCAGCCCUCCCCCUUUGGGGGCGGGUGGGGAGGGGUCGCUGUCAAAGUGAACUCAUGAUGAUGCUCUUUUUUUUCCCUCCUCCUCCUCGUGUGUGUGUGUGUGUUUAAACCAAAAAGGAAAAAAAAAAAAAAAGAA